AUGUCUGAAAAGGAAGUUCACGAUCCUGUUGCUGAAAAGGCACCAGCUGUUGCACCAGCAAACGCUGAAUCCGAUGACGAAGAAGAGGAUAUUGACGAAUUAGUCAUGGAAUUGCAAUCCCAUCACCAUCAUGCUGCUGGUGAAGGUGACGAUGACGAAGAUUCUGAUGAAGAAGUUUCUGGCUCAUACACUGAAGUUCCAGAAGAAUAUUUACAAACUGACAUUAAUACUGGUUUGUCUUCUGCUGAAGUUCAAAAGAGAAGAAAGAAGUUUGGUCUUAACCAAAUGUCUGAAGAACAAGAAAACUUGAUUCUGAAGUUUUGUAUGUUCUUUAUUGGUCCAAUUCAAUUCGUUAUGGAAGCUGCAGCUAUUUUAGCCUGUGGUUUAGAAGAUUGGGUCGAUUUCGGUGUUAUUUGUGGUUUAUUGAUGCUUAAUGCUGCUGUUGGUUUCAUUCAAGAAUAUCAAGCAGGUUCUAUUGUUGAUGAAUUGAAGAAAACUUUAGCAAACACUGCUAUUUGUUUAAGAGAUGGUCAAAGAGUUGAUGUUCCAGCUAAUGAAGUUGUUCCAGGUGAUAUCUUGUAUGUUGAAGAUGGUACUGUCAUUCCAGCUGAUGGUAAGUUGGUUUCUCCAGACUGUUUUCUUCAAGUUGAUCAAUCCGCUAUUACUGGUGAAUCUUUAGCUGUUGAUAAGCAUUGUAAUGAUCCAACCUUCUCUUCUUCCACUGUCAAGAGAGGUGAAGGUUACAUGAUUGUUACUGCUACUGGUGAUAACACUUUUGUUGGUAGAGCUGCUGCUUUAGUUAACAAGGCUUCUGGUGGUCAAGGUCACUUUACUGAAGUUUUGAAUGGUAUUGGUACUCUUUUAUUAGUUUUGGUUAUUCUUACCUUGUUACCAGUUUGGGCUGCAUGUUUCUACAGAUCUGACCCAAUUGUUAGAAUUUUAAGAUACUCUUUAGCAAUUACCAUUAUUGGUGUUCCAGUUGGUUUGCCAGCUGUUGUUACUACUACCAUGGCUGUUGGUGCAGCUUACUUGGCUAAGAAGCAAGCUAUUGUUCAAAAGUUAUCUGCUAUUGAAUCCUUGGCUGGUGUUGAAAUCUUGUGUUCUGAUAAGACUGGUACUUUAACCAAGAACAAGUUAUCUUUACACGAACCAUACACUGUUGCAGGUGUUGAACCAGAUGACUUGAUGUUGACUGCAUGUUUGGCUGCUUCUAGAAAGAAGAAGGGUUUAGAUGCAAUUGAUAAGGCUUUCUUGAAAUCUUUAAUUAACUAUCCAAAGGCUAGAGCUGCAAUGAAGGAAUACAAGACUAUUGAAUUCCAACCAUUCGAUCCAGUUUCUAAGAAGGUUACUGCUAUUGUUGAAUCUCCAGAAGGUGAAACUAUUAUUUGUGUUAAAGGUGCUCCAUUAUUCGUUUUAAAGACUGUUGCUGAAGACCAUCCUAUUCCAGAAGAUAUUCUUGAAGCUUAUCAAAAUAAGGUUGAGGAAUUUGCUUCUAGAGGUUUCAGAUCUUUAGGUGUUGCAAGAAAGAGAGGUGAAGGUCAUUGGGAAAUCUUGGGUAUUAUGCCAUGUAUGGAUCCUCCAAGAGAUGAUACUGCUGCUACCGUUGCUGAAGCAAGAAGAUUAGGUUUAAGAGUCAAGAUGUUAACUGGUGAUGCUGUUGGUAUUGCUAAGGAAACAUGUAGACAAUUAGGUUUAGGUGAUCAAAUUUUUGAUGCUGAAAGAUUAGGUUUAGGCGGUGGUGGUGACAUGGCAGGUUCUGAAUUGUACGAUUUCGUUGAAAAUGCAGAUGGUUUUGCUGAAGUUUUCCCACAACACAAGUAUAAUGUCGUUGAAAUCUUGCAAGAAAGAGGUUAUUUAGUUGCUAUGACUGGUGAUGGUGUCAAUGAUGCCCCAUCUUUAAAGAAGGCUGAUACCGGUAUUGCCGUCGAAGGUGCUUCUGAUGCUGCAAGAUCUGCUGCUGAUAUUGUUUUCCUUGCUCCAGGUUUAUCUGCUAUUAUUGAUGCUUUGAAGACCUCCAGACAAAUUUUCCACAGAAUGUACUCUUAUGUUGUUUACAGAAUUGCAUUGUCUUUACACUUGGAAAUUUUCUUAGGUUUAUGGAUUGUUAUUCUUGAUGAAUCUUUGAACAUUGACUUAGUUGUUUUCAUUGCUAUUUUCGCUGAUGUUGCUACUCUUGCUAUUGCUUAUGAUAAUGCUCCAUAUGCUCCAAAGCCUGUUAAGUGGAACUUACCAAGAUUAUGGGGUAUGUCUAUUAUCUUAGGUAUCUUCUUAGCUAUUGGUACUUGGAUUACUUUAACUACCAUGUUCUUGCCAAAGGGUGGUAUUAUCCAAAACUUUGGUUCUAUUGAUGGUGUUCUUUUCUUGCAAAUUUCUUUGACUGAAAACUGGUUGAUUUUCAUUACUAGAGCUGCUGGUCCAUUCUGGUCUUCUAUUCCAUCAUGGCAAUUAUCUGGUGCAGUUUUGAUUGUUGAUAUCAUUGCUACCUGUUUCACCUUAUUCGGCUGGUGGUCUCAAAACUGGAACGACAUUGUUACUGUCGUUAGAGUCUGGAUUUGGUCUUUUGGUACCUUCUGUGUCUUGGGUGGUGCGUACUACGUGAUGUCUGAAUCUGAAAAAUUCGACAGAUUGAUGAACGGUAAGCCAAUGAAGAAGAAGGAAGACAACAGAUCUUUCGAAGAUUUCGUUGCUGCAAUGAAGAGAGUUUCCACUCAACAUGAAAAGUCAACCUAA
Molecule: messenger RNA, 2730 nt
Organism: Pichia kudriavzevii
Lineage: Eukaryota; Fungi; Ascomycota; Pichiomycetes; Pichiales; Pichiaceae
Exons: 1
Coding region: 1-2730 (909 amino acids)
Biological process (GO): regulation of intracellular pH; proton export across plasma membrane
Cellular component (GO): plasma membrane
Molecular function (GO): ATP hydrolysis activity; P-type proton-exporting transporter activity; ATP binding
Source: RefSeq, a predicted model, not a curated record